GACUUUAUUUCGUAACGUGAUAGUGAACCCAAAAUUAUUAUAAAAACAUACAACGUCUACACAUAAUUAAAUCCCAUCGAUCCUGGACAACAGUUAUAACUUAUACGUUAUUUCGCUAUGCCGGAAACCAACCGAGGUAUGAAAGGUGAGCACUAAACCAACUGACACGUCACGUGACGUGACGUGACGCAAGCCAACAUGGCGCCGCAGUGCUGAGGCAGCAGCAGCCCCGUCUCACCCGCCGCUCUGGACCACAGACACCGAGAACCAGCCUGGUUUACCUUAGCCUCUCUCCGCCCCCUGCCUCCACGCAGGGCCACAGGGCCAGGCCCGACAUGACGGCCUGAACCGGCAGCACCUCCACCGCUCCCCCGGCCAGAGAUGCUCCAGCAGCAGCCGCGACGACCACCCUCCUCUCACCCACAACACGCAUCCCGGUCCCCGGCGGAGAGCACCCGCACCAAGAGCAUGUUCCUCUCCCGGGCGCUGGAGAAGAUCCUUUCCGACAAGGAGGUGAAGAGGAGCCAACACAACCAGCUACGGAAAGCCUGCCAGGUCGCACUCGAUGAAAUCAAGGUUGAGCUCGAGAAACAAAAAGAUGGCACAGUUGUUCCACCCAGGGCGAACUACAUCGAGGCCGAUAAGUACGUCCUGCCGUUUGAGCUGGCCUGUCAAUCAAAGUCCCCCCGGAUAGUCAGCACCUCCCUCGACUGUCUGCAGAAGCUGAUCGCCUACGGGCACAUCACAGGGAACGCACCCGAUGGAGGGAGCCCGGGGAAGAGGCUCAUCGACCGCCUGGUGGAGACCGUGUGCAACUGCUUCCAGGGGCCCCAGACCGACGACGGGGUUCAGCUGCAGAUCAUCAAGGCCCUCCUGACGACAGUGACCUCCCCCCACAUCGAGAUCCACGAGGGCACAGUUCUGCUGACGGUGCGGACCUGCUACAACAUCUACCUGGCCAGCAGGAACCUCAUCAACCAGACCACGGCCAAGGCCACGCUCACGCAGAUGCUCAACGUCAUCUUCACGCGCAUGGAGAGCCAGGCAGCUCUGGAGGCCCAGCAGGAGCAGGAGAAGGACCGGCUCCGCCCUCCCCAGCAGCACCCCUCCCCCGUCCCAGGAGGAGGAGGAGGAGGAGGAGGAGGAGGCGGGGGGAGGAGGAGGAGGUCAGGGUCGCCCCGCUCCGACCGCUCCCCCACCCCCGAGCCCGGCAGCUCUGCCUCCCCCUCCCCCGCCGCCAGCACUCCCGACCUGACCGCCGUCGACCCCGGCACCGCCACCACCCCGACCCCCACUCCCCCUCCUCCGCCCGCCCCGGCGGAAGACGUCGCCAUGGAAACGCCCUCCAUCAACGGGGAGGCUGAGCACGGUGAUGCCGCGGAGGAGGAGGAGGAGGAGAGAGGAGGAGGAGGAGGAGCAGCAGUAGUGGUGGAGCACCCAAUGCCCUCCACAGACUCUGUGUUUGAGGAAGAGGCCUCAGCGUCUCCCCCGAGUGACGGGACCCCCCCCAGUGAUGGGACCCCCCCCAGUGAUGGGACCCCCCCCAGUGACCAGGCCACCCCCCAUAGCGAUGGGGCCACACCCCCGGAGGUGGGCGACGACCAGCCAGAGUACGAGAGCGCACAGUCCCGGCCCGCCACGGAGGGGGAGGAGCCUCCGACCAUGACCCCGCCCACACAGACCCACACAGGGUCGGACUCCCCGGCCCCGCCGCGUGUGGAGCACCCCGAGCCAGCGCCCCCCAGGGUCCGGGCGGACCACCACACCAACGGCAUCGUGGAGGACCGGGCCUCAGUCUCCUCCACGGACCUGCUGGACGCAGAGACCCUGCAGGGGGGCCAGUCCGCGGUGCGGUUCUCCCACAUCCUCCAGAAGGACGCCUUCCUCGUGUUCCGCUCCCUCUGCAAGCUCUCCAUGAAGCCGCUGGCCGACGGGCCCCCGGACCCCAAGUCUCACGAGCUGCGCUCCAAGGUGGUCUCCCUCCAGCUGCUGCUGUCGGUGCUGCAGGGGGCGGGGCCCGUGUUCCGCACCCACGAGAUGUUCGUCAACGCCAUCAAGCAGUACCUGUGCGUGGCGCUCUCCAAGAACGGCGUCUCCUCGGUGCCCGAGGUGUUCGAGCUGUCGCUGGCCAUCUUCCUCACCCUGCUCUCCCACUUCAAGGUCCACCUCAAGAUGCAGAUAGAGGUCUUCUUCAGGGAGAUCUUCCUGACCAUCCUGGAGACGUCCUCCAGCUCCUUCGAGCACAAGUGGAUGGUCAUCCAAACCCUCACGCGCAUCUGUGCAGACGCCCAAUGCGUGGUGGACAUCUACGUCAACUACGACUGCGACCUCAACGCGGCCAACAUCUUCGAGCGGCUCGUCAACGACUUGUCCAAGAUCGCCCAGGGCCGGAGCGGACAGGAGCUGGGCAUCAGCCCCCUUCAGGAGCUGAGUCUGCGUAAGAAGGGUCUGGAGUGUCUGGUGUCCAUCCUCAAGUGCAUGGUGGAGUGGAGCAAAGACCUCUACGUCAACCCCAACCUGCAGGCCAACCUGGGCCAGGAGCGGUCGUCGGAGGGCGAGGGGGCGGAGCUGAAGCUGCCGGACCACCUGGCGGGGCGGCGGGACAGCGUGAGCUCCCUGGACUCCAGCGUGUCGUCCAGCCUGCCCUCGGGACACCCGGACCACCCCGAGCAGUACGAGGUCAUCAAGCAGCAGAAGGACAUCAUCGAGAACGGCAUCGAGCUGUUCAACAAGAAGCCCAAGAGAGGGGUCCAGUACCUGCAGGAGCAAGGCAUGCUGGGAACGACCACCGAGGACAUCGCCCAGUUCCUCCACCACGAGGAGAGGCUGGACACGACCCAGGUGGGCGAGUUCCUGGGGGAGAACAUCAAGUUCAACAAGGAGGUGAUGUACCGCUACGUGGACCAGCUGGACUUCUGCGGCGGGGACUUUGUCUCGGCGCUCAGGGCCUUCCUCCAGGGCUUCCGGCUGCCCGGAGAGGCCCAGAAGAUCGACCGGCUCAUGGAGAAGUUCGCCGCACGCUACCUGGAGUGUAACCAAGGCCAGACCAUGUUCGCCAGCGCGGACACUGCCUACGUGCUGGCCUACUCCAUCAUCAUGCUCACCACCGACCUGCACAGCCCCCAGGUGAAGAACAAGAUGACCAAGGAGCAGUACAUCAAGAUGAACCGCGGCAUCAACGACAGCAAGGACCUCCCCGAGGAGUACCUGUCCUCCAUCUACGACGAGAUCGCCGGCAAGAAGAUCGCCCUAAAGGAGAGCAAGGAGCACACCAUCACCCCCAAGAACAGCAAGCAGAACGUGGCCAGUGAGAAGCAGCGCAGGCUACUCUACAACGUGGAGAUGGAGCAGAUGGCCAAGACGGCCAAGGCCCUGAUGGAGGCCGUCAGCCACGCCCAGUCGCCCUUCUUCAGCGCCACGCACCUGGAGCACGUCAGGCCCAUGUUCAAGCUGGCGUGGACGCCCCUGCUGGCCGCCUUCAGCGUGGGGCUGCAGGACUGUGACGACCCCGACGUGGCCACGCUGUGCCUGGAGGGGAUCCGCUGCGCCAUCCGCAUCGCCUGCAUCUUCAGCAUGCAGCUGGAGCGUGACGCCUACGUCCAGGCCCUGGCCCGCUUCACCCUGCUGACGGCGAGCUCCAGCAUCACGGAGAUGAAGCAGAAGAACAUCGACACCAUCAAGACGCUCAUCACCGUGGCCCACACCGACGGCAACUACCUGGGCAACUCCUGGCACGAGAUCCUGCGCUGCAUCAGCCAGCUGGAGCUGGCCCAGCUGAUUGGGACGGGGGUGAAGACCCGCUACAUCUCGGGGGUGGUCCGGGACCGCGAGGCCGGGCUGAAGGGCUUCCCCGCGGGCGGCGACGACUUCAUGCCCAUGGGCCUCGGAGGCCUGGUGGGGGGGCAGGACCGGCGGCAGAUGGCCCACCUCCAGGAGUCCGUGGGAGAGACCAGCUCCCAGAGUGUGGUGGUGGCCGUGGACCGAAUCUUCACUGGGUCUACCAGACUAGAUGGAAACGCAAUCGUUGACUUUGUGCGCUGGCUGUGCGCCGUGUCCAUGGACGAGCUGGCCUCCACCCACCAGCCGCGCAUGUUCAGCCUGCAGAAGAUCGUGGAGAUCUCCUACUACAACAUGAACCGCAUCCGCCUGCAGUGGUCCCGCAUCUGGCAGGUCGUCGGAGACCACUUCAACAAGGUGGGCUGCAGUCCCAACGAGGACGUGGCCAUCUUCGCGGUGGACUCCCUGCGGCAGCUGUCGAUGAAGUUCCUGGAGAAGGGCGAGCUGGCCAACUUCCGCUUCCAGAAGGACUUCCUGCGGCCCUUCGAGCACAUCAUGAAGAAGAACCGCUCGCCCACCAUCCGGGACAUGGUGAUCCGCUGCGUGGCCCAGAUGGUCAACUCGCAGGCCGCCAACAUCCGCUCGGGCUGGAAGAACAUCUUCUCGGUGUUCCACCAGGCGGCGGGCGACCACGAGGAGUCCAUCGUGGAGCUGGCCUUCCAGACCACCGGACACAUCGUCUUGAACACCUUCCAGCAGCACUUUGCGGCCGCCAUCGACUCCUUCCAGGACGCGGUGAAGUGUCUGUCUGAGUUCGUCUGCAACGCCGCCUUCCCUGACACCUGCAUGGAGGCCAUCAGGCUCAUACGCCACUGCGCCAAAUACGUCUCGGAGCGGCCGCAGGCCCUCAGGGAGUACACCAGUGAUGACAUGAACGUCGCCCCCGGCGACCGUGUGUGGGUGCGGGGGUGGUUCCCCAUCCUGUUUGAGCUGUCCUGCAUCAUCAACCGCUGCAAGCUGGACGUCCGGACCAGGGGCCUGACGGUGAUGUUCGAGAUCAUGAAGAGCUACGGCCACACCUUCGAGAAGCACUGGUGGCACGACCUCUUCCGCAUCGUCUUCAGGAUCUUCGACAACAUGAAGCUCCCCGAGCAGCAGACAGAGAAAACGGAGUGGAUGACGACCACGUGUAACCACGCGCUGUACGCCAUCUGCGACGUGUUCACGCACUUCUACGAGCCGCUCAGCGAGGUGCUGCUGGCCGACAUCUUCAAGCAGCUGCAGUGGUGUGUCCGGCAAGAGAACGAGCAGCUGGCUCGCUCGGGGACCAACUGCCUGGAGAACCUGGUGAUCGUGAACGGGGAGAAGUUCAGCCCUGACGUCUGGGACCUGACCUGCUCCUGCAUGCUGGACAUCUUCCAGACCACCAGCCCCCACGUCUUGUUGACAUGGCGACCGGCCGGACAGGAGGAGGAGUACGGAGACGCCAAGCACUCGGAGGUGGACUUUGACAGCCAGUCCCAGUGCAGCUAUGACAGAGCUCUGUCAGAGAGGGCUCACAGCCAGAUGUCCAGCGAGGACACCUGGAAGGGAAAGUCCAACACGCGAGUGAGCGACCAGAAGCUGUUUGCGGGGCUACUCAUCCGUUGCGUGGUGCAGCUGGAGCUCAUCCAGACCAUCGACAAUAUCGUGUUCUACCCGACGACCAGCAAGAAGGAGGACGCCCAGAACAUGGCCGCCGCCCAGAGAGACACCCUGGAGGCCUGUGAGGGGGCGGGGCCUGAGGGGGCGGAGUCUGAGCAGGGCAUGUACGCCGCCCUGACCUCGCAGCACCUCUUCAAGCUGCUGGACUGCCUGCUGGAGUCCCACACCUUCGCCAAGGACUUCAACUCCAACAACGAGCAGAGGACGGCACUCUGGAGGGCCGGCUUCAAGGGGAAGUCCAAGCCCAACCUGCUGAAGCAGGAGACCAGCAGCCUGGCCUGCAGCCUGAGGAUCCUCUUCAGGAUGUACUCUGACCCCCAGCUCACCCCCUCCUGGCCCCACAUCCAGACGCGCCUGCUGCUUGUGUGUGGCGAGGCCCUGUCCUACUUCAUCAGCCUGACGUCAGAGAGCCACAGAGAGGCCUGGACCAGCCUGCUGAUGCUGCUACUGACCAGGACUCUGAGGCUACCGGACAACAAGUUCGAGCCCCACGCGUGCUGCUACUACCCCCAGCUGUGUGACAUGAUGCAGUUCGACCUGAUCCCCGAGCUGAGGGCCGUGCUGCGCCGCUUCUUCCUGCGCAUCGGCUCCGUCUUCCACAUCUCGGCACCCGAGGCCCGGGCCCUCACCCCCCCCACCCCCCCCUCCUAGGACCCCCCCUCCCCCAAACCCCGCCUGCUAGGGGACGGACCCCGGCCUGAUGGGGGGGGCCCCGGAGACUCGGAGAGAGGCGGAGGAGGGCCGCCGUUAGGACACAGAGGAGGAGUGGUUAAAUCACCCCUCCCACCCUCUCUCCCUCUCUUUCUCUCUCCCUCUCUCCCUCUCCCUCUCCUUCUGUUACCCCACCCUGUGCCGGACUGUGACGGGUGCAGGUGGAGAAGAGACUGUAGCUGUUCUACUCUGAUCAGAACUCUUUGAAGUGCAAUGUUUGCCUCACCCUCGCUCUCCCUUUCUCUCCCUCCUCCUCUCUCCCUACCUCCCUCUCUCCGUCUUCCCUUCCUCUCGCCCCCUUUCCCUCCAUCGUCCCUCCCUCCCUCUCUGUUCCUCCCUCUCUCCCCUGCCUCCUAUGGGAGAAGUGUUAAGUGAUGUUUUGUUUUGGGUCUGAGGUUCUGAUGCUUUGCGUGGACCAGGACCUGGACCUGUGUCUCAAUGGGGGGGGGGAUGAGGGGUUCACUGUGACCACAUCACAACCCCCGCCAACCAUCAUCUCUAAAAGAACUUGAUACUAAAUCCUAAUUUAUUGAUAUUCCAAACGGUGGGUUUGAUUUUGGGACUGGGUUUCGUUUUUGUUUGGUUAGUUUAGCCUGACUUGGUUUGACUUGGUGUGUUGUUGUGUGUGACCAAAGCAAAGAGAUGUUUCUGUGUCUUCAGGGUGGAUGACGCGUGUCGGGUGAAUGCCGUGUUCUGGUGACCUCCUGUGUAGACAUCUUGACACUACUGUGAUCGAACUACCAAUCAAACGCCUCAGUUGCUCUGCUCCUCACCGCCUCUUUCUGCUCCUCACCGCUCCUCUCCCGUUGGGUUCUGUUGGUUAGUUUACCCUAAGGCGCGGGGACAUUUGGCGUGGUACUUGGUAAUAUUAUGGGGUGUAUCAGGAGGCCUUGGGGGGGGGGGGGGGGGGGGGACCGGCUGUUACCGUGGCAACCCGACGGGGGGUCUCGCCUCACCCAGCACCGCUUGGUUUCCAUGACACACACACACACACACACACACACACACACACACACACACACACACACACACACACACACACACACACACACACACACACACACACACACACACACACACACACACACACACACACACACACACACACACACACACACACACGUGCGCCUCCAGCUCAUAAUACAAGCCGCCAUGCAGAAGAUUUUACGUAUUUAUUUUUUUUCGCUAAGUUUUGCUUUUAUCCGUUCGGAUCUUUCCGAUGACGUCUCGUUCUUUUGUCACGUUCCCGUAUGAUUCCGGAUCCAAUCGCCGCAGCGCUCCUGCUAAUGUAUCGCCCCCCCCCCCCUCCUCGUGACCACGGGUCAUCAGGCCUGGGCCCGCAAUGCCUUAAUGAUGUCCAGGAGGGGCUCCAUCCCCUUAUUUUCUACGCCUGGUUUACACAUCUGUGAGUCCCGUCUCUGUUCGCGCCAAACGACGCGCCAUUUCUGUCUGAUUCCGAUGAUUGUCAAAACGUCCCGUCCGUCGACCAAACCGUGGGGAAGCCCUCAUCUUAAGCUUUUGGAGUUGAUGCUGGUCUUUUUUUUAAUAUAUAUAUAAUUAUUUAAAGUGCAUAUAUCGUUUCUUUUUUUCUGAAGCAUUCCUCCCCUCGGCUCUGGAUGUGUACUUUUCUUCCCUGAUGUUCGGGAAUAUAUAAAUAUAUAUAAAUACCGCAUAUGAAGAAACUGUACAAUUUCCUGUAAAAUACAUAGAAAUGAAAAAGUGCUAUACUGUUAUAUACAUAAUAUUGUGAUGUAAUCUUGAGAGCCUUUGGUGAAAUAAUCAAUAAACCCUGACUUCUGAUCGAGUUAA
Messenger RNA from Gadus macrocephalus (Pacific cod), 8001 nucleotides. It is a transcript of the gene arfgef2, whose product is annotated as ADP-ribosylation factor guanine nucleotide-exchange factor 2 (brefeldin A-inhibited). NCBI's taxonomy places the organism in Eukaryota, Metazoa, Chordata, Actinopteri, Gadiformes, Gadidae. The transcript has 38 exons. Gene Ontology annotation, biological process: regulation of ARF protein signal transduction. Gene Ontology annotation, molecular function: guanyl-nucleotide exchange factor activity. Bases 382 to 6132 code for a protein of 1916 amino acids. The record is from RefSeq and is a predicted model, not a curated record.